Molecule: messenger RNA, 4155 nt
Organism: Oryctolagus cuniculus (rabbit)
Lineage: Eukaryota; Metazoa; Chordata; Mammalia; Lagomorpha; Leporidae
Source: RefSeq, a predicted model, not a curated record
ACUUCACCCAAAAAACUGCCUGGGUGUACGGCAGUUUGCCGAGACGAUGAUGUGCGCUGUGCUCUAUGAUGCGGCCAACAGCUUCAUUCACCAGCAUUUCGUAGAGGUGUCCAUGUCAGAGGAGUUCCUGGCCCUGCCCUUGGAAGAUGUGCUGGAGCUCGUGUCCCGGGAUGAGCUGAACGUCAAAUCCGAGGAGCAGGUCUUUGAAGCCGCGUUGGCCUGGGUCAGAUACGACCGGGAGCAGAGAGGACCUUACCUGCCUGAGCUGUUGUCUAGCAUCCGCUUGCCUCUCUGCCGGCCCCAGUUCCUGUCAGAUCGAGUGCAGCAAGAUGACCUGGUGCGUUGCUGCCACAAAUGCAGGGACCUGGUAGAUGAAGCAAAGGACUAUCACCUCAUGCCAGAGCGCCGGCCCCAUCUGCCAGCUUUCAGAACUCGGCCUCGCUGUUGCACCUCCAUCGCUGGGCUUAUCUAUGCUGUGGGGGGCCUCAACUCAGCAGCAAAUUUUUAUGCAGGUGAUUCCCUGAAUGUGGUGGAAGUGUUUGACCCCAUCGCCAAUCGCUGGGAGAAAUGCCAUCCCAUGACCACAGCCCGCAGCCGCGUUGGUGUGGCUGUGGUGAAUGGGCUUCUCUACGCCAUCGGGGGAUAUGACGGCCAACUACGGCUGAGCACUGUGGAGGCCUACAAUCCGGAGACGGACACUUGGACCAGAGUGGGGAGCAUGAAUAGCAAGAGAAGUGCCAUGGGGACAGUCGUGCUGGACGGGCAGAUCUACGUGUGUGGGGGCUACGAUGGAAACUCUUCCCUCAACUCUGUGGAGACCUACUCGCCUGAGACGGAUAAGUGGACAGUGGUGACCCCGAUGAGCUCGAAUCGCAGUGCCGCUGGGGUUACGGUCUUUGAGGGCAGGAUAUAUGUGUCGGGCGGCCAUGAUGGUUUGCAGAUCUUCAACAGUGUGGAGCACUACAACCACCACACGGCCACCUGGCACCCAGCAGCCGGCAUGCUCAACAAGCGCUGCCGACACGGAGCUGCCUCCCUUGGAAGCAAGAUGUUUGUCUGCGGGGGCUAUGACGGUUCCGGCUUCCUCAGCAUCGCUGAAGUGUACAACUCGAUGGCGGACCAGUGGAGCCUGAUAGUACCCAUGCACACACGUCGGAGUCGGGUCUCCCUUGUGGCCAGCUGUGGGCGCCUCUACGCCGUGGGGGGCUACGAUGGACAAUCAAACCUAAGCUCGGUGGAGAUGUAUGAUCCAGAGGCAGACCGCUGGACAUUUAUGGCUCCUAUGGCAUGCCACGAGGGAGGGGUUGGCGUGGGCUGCAUCCCUCUCCUGACCAUCUAAGGCAGAGGGUGGGAUGUGGUGGGGCAGGGAUCUGGUACAAACAUAGGCUCUUCCUUCCAGGGACAGUCCCUCUCGAGAGAGGUGGUGACCCAAAGAUGGGAUGAAAUGUGAGCUUGCCGGGGAUACAGUUUUUCCAGGUGCUUAUUAAGUCCUCCCUCACUGUGCUGUCUUUGAGACCUUCAGGCCUAGGUCAUCAAGAUGCACAGCACAGAGCAGAAGCCAGGUCUGCAGCUGGUGACAUGGAACGAACCGCUUUGCCGGUCCCUGUGUGCACAGGCUCCAUGCGACCACAGCUGCCACCUGCCACAGCUGUGUGGGCUGCCACUGUACAGAGGCCUUCAUCUGCCACUCCACCCCGCCUGCUUGUUCUCCAUCUGUGCUGUGGCCAGUUUGCCAUGGGGAGGCUGCAGGGGCCAAACCUGCUGCAGACUGGGGUGUAGCAGGGAGAGAAAGCGCGCACUCUCAGCGUGCAUCCUGCCAGUGAUGGUGCAGCUGUGGCCGCACACUGCCUCGGGCGCGGAGGAGCGCGUCCUCAUUGCUGGGUCAGCAGGAAGAACAGAAGAUUUUCCCCUGUUUAAUUUUGGGGUUUCAGUGAGGUCUUUUUCAUCUUGUCCAGGAGAAACUGAAGGAGGGGGAAAAAAAGACACUUGAAAGAAACUGAAGGAAAUUUCAACAAAGAGACACUUGAAAGAAACUGGAAAGAAAAAUACUGUUUUUUGGUUUUUUUAAGGGAAUGUUUUUUUGCAGGAAAGGGAAGAGCAUAAAAGACACUAAAGACAAAUGCAAGUUUCAGUGGAAAACUGUCAGACGUGAAAAGGGCAGUAUCCACUCCCACAUUCGGAUCCCAGGGUCCUGAGGCCUCGCACAGCACUUGGGGUUCCCUCUGAGCCCCAGCGAGUGUGGAAUCAGUGCAUUCGUGACUGGUCCUGUAGCAAGGUGCUCCUGGGGUUUGUCUCCACACCCACUAUCAGAGGACGUUUUUAAUCAUAGGCUUAGCGAGUUGGCUGCAUUCCUGCCACUCUUCUAGGUGGGAGCCUCAUGGCUCCAGAUGCCCCUGUGAUUACCUCCCACUGCCACCGCCGUACUCGCUCAGAUUCUCCGCUCCCACACACAUUCCUUCCUUUUUGGACCAGCAGGAAACAGCAGGUCCAGCCGGAUUCUUACCUGUCCACCUAUUGUUGGAAAAUAUUCCUCAUUGUGAUGUCUCUGGGGCACAUUCACCAUUUGUUAUCUCCAGAACCUAACCAGGGGCUUGCUCCUUCUUACCAGCCGUGGGCUGACAUGGUGUGGUAACCUUGUCUGCCCUGCCAUUCCACUGCUCCUCCAUCCACUCGCCAAUUCCAGGGGCCUGGCCUCCCUCCAGCCCUUGGCUGACCGACCAGCAAGGAGGACCUUUACAUGCAAGCAGAGUUGGUUAAGAACUGAAGGCGGAAAGAAUCUCUUGCUGCUGCAAAGAACAGAUUUUAUAUUUCUUCCUCUACUCGUGACGAAUGACCUCUUGAAGAGACUCCAUGCUCCUUCCUUCUUCUUCCUGGAUGGGACCUCAAUGUAGCACAGCAGGACCCAAAGAGGAAGACGUUUUCUGUGACCAGUGCACUGGGCAGUGAUGCUGUCCUUCAACUGCUGCUGCCAAAAUCUGGUUUUCUAAAAUUCUUCCAGUAGAGACUAAAAGGGUUCAAUUCCUUUCACCCAAGGCUGGGCCUUAGGGUUCCAAUCUCCACCUGGUUGGUUUCUUGUCCUUGGCGGUCUGCCUGGGGUGGCCGGGAAGCCUGUUCAGAAAGCUACAAUGUGGAGUCCAGGGUGUGUAGGACCGCGAGAUGAACCAGUGUGUGCAAUCGCCAUGUAUUCAGAGGGCAGGACCUUUGUUAUCUGCAACUUAGGAGCUGGACCUCUGCUAUAAGCACUUGAAAAGGAUUUUUUUUUUAAUUUUAAAAAGUCUCGAAAUUCUGAUAGCUGGUGUAGUUUUUGUUUUUGUUAACCUGGGCUCACGGUGGAGCUCCAGCAUCCCUCCCUGCCUCCCGGUUUUCCUACAGAGGUAAGCUGGGAAGAAGGUUGGGGGUCUGUGUUUCCCUUAGGAUUGUAUCCGUGCUGAUGUAACUGUUGUAAGCCCUUCUGCCAUGAAUGUGAAGCAGCACUGAGGAUCCUGGAUGGUGAGGGUGUCAGUGGAUCCCUGAAUGGGCCUGGCUGGCUCCGUGGGAUGCUGGCUAGAUUCUGCCACUGGCGAUGAUCAUUUUCCAUGGUUUGCUGCUUUGUAGUGGUCUUCCCUCCCAAGUCCACUCCCACUUUCUGGUGUAAAAGUUACGCUGCAGUACCCGAGUGCAGUGUUUCUAAGUCAGAUCGCACCAGUGCUUGAGCACACACCAUUUUUACACGUUCCCCAGAAGGUUCUUCAGUGUGAUUGAUGUCAAAUGGCUGGUCUGGCUCUUUGGUGUUGGAAUCUUUCCCAAACCACCUUGAAGAUGCGUCAUCCAUGAAUAUUGUGGAAAAGAUGGAAUAAGGAGGCAAGACAGACAGUGUGCUCAGUAGGCCUUGGGGUCUAGCCUAGCUCCGAGCAGAGGACUGUGUUAUUUAUUGUGCUUGGGAAUCUAACCUUCUUGGAUAACAUAGGAAACCUUCUUUUCUGGAUUUCACCCGAGAUCACAGUUAGAUGGCGCCCGAAGACCAGCCUCUUGACUUGGCCACAGAAAUAUGAAUAGGUAGGAAUUCUCCUCACAUAUCCCCAAUUUGUUAUUUCCCAGAAAAUCUUAUUUUAUUUAUAGAGCGCAUGUUUUUGUGUUAAGAAACCAAAGAGAGAAAUAAAGAGAAUACUCCUAAUA